Messenger RNA from Spodoptera frugiperda (fall armyworm), 4622 nucleotides. RefSeq names its product guanine nucleotide-binding protein G(o) subunit alpha (gene Galphao). Gene Ontology annotation, biological process: adenylate cyclase-modulating G protein-coupled receptor signaling pathway. The transcript is spliced from 8 exons. Bases 384 to 1448 code for a protein of 354 amino acids. The record is from RefSeq and is a predicted model, not a curated record. NCBI's taxonomy places the organism in Eukaryota, Metazoa, Arthropoda, Insecta, Lepidoptera, Noctuidae. Gene Ontology annotation, cellular component: heterotrimeric G-protein complex. Gene Ontology annotation, molecular function: GTP binding; G protein-coupled receptor binding; GTPase activity.
AGCGGGGCGCGGUCGCUGUCACGGUGCGGAGUUGGUGUGGUGCUUGUCAUCCGGCCGCCAUUAUCUCGUAUUUAAACGGAUUUGUAAAAUCAAUUAAAGUUUGCAUUGUCGUUGCGUGUUUUUAGUGUUCGGUGCAGCAAAAAUCCCUGGAAAUAUUUGAUUCGUGAUCGUUAAUCUAAAGAUUUUGUGUUGCGGAGUCGUAUGAACAGUGAUAAGUGGUACUGUUAGGUUACUGUGUGUUGGGUGCUAACGUUGUGUAGGGUGGCUCCGGUCUCGCCGGAGCGGCAGGACGCGUGUGGAGCGCAUGCAGAGGGAGCGGUGAGAGCGCGCCCGGCUCAGGGGUCGGGGCGGCCGGCGGCCAAGGAACAGGGACAGCUGCCGACAUGGGGUGCGCCCAGUCGGCCGAGGAGCGUGCGGCUGCAGCUCGCAGCCGACAGAUCGAGAGGAACCUGAAAGAGGAUGGAAUCCAGGCCUCCAAAGAUAUCAAGUUGCUCUUAUUAGGUGCCGGUGAAUCAGGCAAAAGUACUAUAGUCAAACAAAUGAAAAUUAUCCACGAAAGUGGCUUCACAAAUGAAGACUUCAAACAGUACCGGCCGGUGGUGUACAGCAACACGAUUCAGUCGCUCGUCGCCAUCUUGCGUGCUAUGCCCAACCUGGGUAUCACCUACGGCAAUAAGGACCGAGAGAGCGAUGGCAAGAUGGUGUUUGACGUGAUCCAACGGAUGGAAGACACGGAGCCGUUCAGCGAGGAGUUGCUGGCGGCGAUGAAGAGGCUCUGGGCGGACGCAGGCGUGCAGGAGUGCUUCGGUCGCUCCAACGAGUACCAGCUCAACGACUCCGCCAAAUAUUUCCUGGACGACUUGGACCGGUUAGGUGCGAGAGAUUACCAACCCACCGAGCAAGAUAUUUUAAGGACUAGAGUCAAAACCACUGGCAUCGUCGAAGUGCACUUCUCCUUCAAAAACCUUAAUUUCAAAUUGUUCGACGUGGGUGGCCAGCGGUCUGAGAGAAAGAAAUGGAUCCACUGCUUCGAGGAUGUGACCGCGAUCAUAUUCUGCGUCGCCAUGUCCGAGUACGACCAGGUGUUGCACGAGGAUGAGACAACGAACCGUAUGCAAGAGAGUCUAAAGCUGUUUGAUUCGAUCUGCAACAACAAGUGGUUCACCGACACCAGCAUCAUCCUGUUCCUCAACAAGAAGGAUCUGUUCGAGGAGAAAAUACGCAAGUCGCCGCUCACUAUAUGCUUUCCCGAGUACACGGGUGCGCAAGAAUACGGCGAGGCAGCGGCGUAUAUCCAAGCCCAAUUCGAGGCGAAGAACAAGUCUACCACGAAGGAGAUCUACUGCCACAUGACGUGCGCCACCGACACCAACAACAUCCAGUUCGUGUUCGACGCCGUGACCGACGUGAUCAUCGCCAACAACCUGCGCGGCUGCGGCCUGUACUAGACUGUACUCGAGGCGGCGUGCACCCCGCGCGCACGUCCCCGCGGCCGCGUCGCGGCUCGCUCACGCCGCAGCUACGCGUAUUAUAAUUACCUAUAUAUUUUUAUGGAAAGUAAGCUUACUGGAUAUACCGCCGAUGUGCAGAUAUCAUGUGUCACAUGGCUUGGGGCAUUGUGUAUGAUUUCGACAGCUCCCACCGACAGUGUGCGACUAGAUCCGACUAUCAGGUAGCGUUUCGUUUCCCCCUGUAAUAUAAAACCGUAGUUUGGUUAUUGCCCGGCGCUCGCGUCGGGGUCGUUUUCGAUUAAUGUGAAUUAGUGAUCUAGUGUUCAAUUCUAAAUUUUGGUGCUAGGCAUUCGGUAUAGUGUUUCGUUGGCACUCGGACGUGGUCGGUCUAGCGGCGCCUGUCGGCAGUCCGGAGCCCCGGUAACAUAUGUGCUUAUAUACUCACUCUCUUACGGACCAAACACAGAAAGGAACCAAUAUUUAGUAUUGAAUAAAACACGGUAGUGUGAUGCAUGAAUACGUUCACAGGCCUACUUAAACUGAUUACAAAACAUCAUUCCAUUAUUAAGUAUUAUAUCACUUAUAAUGAGAAAUUAUUUUUUAUAAACUUUUGAAAGCACAACUGUACCGCUCUAUGGAAUAAGACGACGUCGUUUAUGUUACGUACCUACGAGCAUAGUGUAAGCUAAGUCCCGUCAUCCAAUGUUAUUAUGUUAAGUUAGCAUCGUAUUACGCACAAAUUAUUUAUUCCAGUAAGAGCAUUCAUUUGUUACGCCAUAUAUACAAUUCUGAUUUGUUUUGUGUUCAUAUUUUUCUAUAUCAUUUUACAAUAAUCCUUAAGGUGUAGCCAUUUAAGAUCUAUUCUUGUAUUCAAUUAUUGAAAUCAUGUUAGGUAUUUAUUUUAUCUAGAGUACUUGUAUUAAACGUGGUAUAUGUAAACUUGUCAUGUUUAAUUUUAUAUUAAAAGGUAAUUAACCAAUGUUUAUGAUCAUGUUAAUCUUCGUCAUUAUUUUGUGAAGUGGCUGGAGUCUGUAAUGGUAAGGAAGUUAGCGCGGCGUGUCAUUUAUGUAAUACCUAAGCAGUUAUGUACGUGUAUUUACAGCUAGUGGUACGUUGAGGUGGGCCGAGGCUCGGGGUGGGCACAUAUAUCGCCACUGUGCCACUUCCUCGGCCCCUAGUGUCCCGACUCUGUUCAUGUAAGAUAUGUGAGUAUAUAAACUUUGUAUACACUCGCGAAUUGGCGUAAUCAAACACUAUAUAUACUAUAUAACAUAAUUUAUUAUUAAUAAUAAAAUAAAAAUCUUACUUUUAAGCAUUAGGACAGUAACUGUAUCAAUAAACAUUAAUUAAUAAUGCAAUUAGACAGUAACCUUUACUAUUGUCAUAGUUAGGUGAUUUAUUUUCAUUUUACGUUUAUGAGUAUGUAAAAAGUGAUUAAAUGAAAAUGUACGCCUACACUGUGACCGCGCGGGCCAUUCACCACGGCCACCUGCUGCGAGCUGAAGACCAAAGAUAUUGUUAAUGUUCACUGUUCCCGCCACUGCUCACUCACUCGCCCGGUGUCUAAACUCAUUCUGCUAGUGACGACGUGAUUCUAAAACAAAGCUCGCAACCCUUGUUUUACGUUUUACAAUUGAUAAAUAGUUUGUUAGAUAAAGAAAUUGCUCUUGAUCUCCGGAUCGUGAACGAAUGGUAGUGGCCCGCGGCUCGAGCGUCCGCCGCUCGCUUGUUGCUAGGUAGGUUUUUUACUGUUAUGUAACAAUAUGUGUACGUAAACUAAUAAAAAUAAUAUUAGCGCAGUUCUACAUUCAACCUACAUUUAAGUAAGCUUCACGUUACAUUUAAAAAGUUUUUUUAAUGAGUGAACGAUGUGGAUAUAAUCAUUCGAUGUCUUCAUACGAAGGCCCCAUACACGGCUGGGUCUCGGCGCGCGAGGCAGCGAGGCGGCCGAGCAGUGCCGCCCGCACCCCUCGCCACUCGCCACUCGCCAGCUCUCGACAGUUUGCAUUUGGAUGUGUUCCUCCGCCGCAGAACAUUUAACUUGUAUGCUUAUAUUUCGAGUGAAUGUGAUGUAAAUUUUGUACACUGCCGCAUUGUUUAUUCGCUCGAAUCACAUUUAGUUUAUAAGAUUUGAGACAGUGAACGAAUCGCACAAGCCACAUGUAACAUGUUUGUCUGAACACAAACAGUGCGCACAAGUACUCGAGUACAGACGUACAGACGCGAGCGCGCUCGGACGUGGUGUGCGUUGGCUUCUUAUUUGAAGACUGAAUUGUUGCGGCUCAAAUAUUCUCGCGCUUUAUUAGAUCCACAACUGGGGAAGUUAUUGCAAAGUUUUUUUAAGAGAGUAGCGUUUAGUGAUCGGGUUUGAGGCAUACGUCUUAUUCUAAUUGUGAUGUGGCAUGAGAUAAUUCGAAGACUACCUGUAUCAACACCCUACUGUUGGUAUUAGCGAAAUGAGCGACGUUCAGUAUAAUUUUUAAUAUUAACGCUGAGUAUUGUCGAGAUGUUGUCCAUCUAAAACAAUUCACCAUGCUUCAUUCAUAUUUGCCAAAGUUAAUACUAACCUCACUAUUUAUACCUACUGUAUGUUCUUCGAUAACUAAAUAGUAUGGGACUCGCGGUUGGGGCGGAGGCGCGGCGCAGCACGCCGGCGGCGGCCCGGCGCGUGUAGUGUCGUGCUCUAUGUACUGAGCGGAGUACAAUGUUGAAUAUCUUAUUUAGAAUUGAUGAACAUGUAAACAUUUAUUUCUAGCGCGUGCGAGGGAUCGCUCGGCGCGCGGCGCUCGUACCGCUCGGCCGCUCGGCUGCAGCGCGGCUCCGCCGCUGUGCCCGCACGGCGCCGAGCGAUCCCGAUUAUUGAACAAACGUUUAAGAAAGUAAAAUUUUUAGUCACUAGUGGGUAAUUUUUGAAUGUGAUUCAAUCUUAUCUUUAUUUUUCUAUAUCGAGUGACAUUCAAGUAUAAUUUCAUUGUUUUCCGACUUAUGUUUUGUAUUGCAUUUACUGAAAGCGAUGUAUUUAACCAACGAUGUAAUAAACAAUAUUUUCUCUUAUUUGUAUCUCGUCUGCACUGGUAUUUUUUAUUGAAUUUACUAUAAAUGUACUUUAAGUGUAUAAUUUUAAAUAAUUACUGAAAAUGAUUAUAUUCUAAUUUUUAUGUUCAAAUAAAA